Messenger RNA from Triticum aestivum (bread wheat), 2158 nucleotides. Its product is annotated as RNA-binding protein 39. Bases 148 to 1980 code for a protein of 610 amino acids. Gene Ontology annotation, cellular component: nucleus. Gene Ontology annotation, biological process: mRNA processing. Gene Ontology annotation, molecular function: RNA binding. The record is from RefSeq and is a predicted model, not a curated record. NCBI's taxonomy places the organism in Eukaryota, Viridiplantae, Streptophyta, Magnoliopsida, Poales, Poaceae. The transcript is spliced from 14 exons.
GUGCCUUGUCGUGGCUUCUGAAUUCGUGGCAAAGACUAGCGGCGGCCCAAUCUCUAGGGUUUUUUUGUAGCUUUUGUUUCCCUCGUUCCUCUCGUGGAGUCGCCGUCUAGGGUUUCCGCUUCCUCCCCCAUCCACUCCCUCACCGCCAUGGACUUUGACGAGUACGACUACUUGGAGAAGGCAGUCGAGCCCUCCGUUCCCUCAACCAACGGCGGGGGUGAGAAGGACCGCAGUUCUCGCCGCCGCUCCUCCACCGCCGGCGGCGGCGGUCGAGACCAAGAGGAGCGCGGAUCGAAGCGUCCUCGCUCGGGAGAAGACCGCGAGCGGCACCGCAGCGGCCGUGAGCACCGCGACCGGGAAGACGGGAAGGAGAAGGUCGACCGGGAGAAGGCUAGGGAGAAGGACGAGGGCCGCGACCGCGAGAAGGUUAGGAAGAAGGACGGGGGCCGCAGCCGCGAGAAGGUUAGGGAGAAGGAUGAGAGCCGCGACCCUGAGAAGGUUAGGGAGAAGGAAGAGGGCCGGGACCGAGAGAAAGUUAGGGAGAAGGAUGGCAGCCGCGACCGUGAGAAGGUUAGGGAAAAGGAGCGGGAGGGCAGGGAUAAGCUAAUGGAGAGGGAUAAUGGGAGGGAGCGGAGGAGCCGUAGCCGCUCAGAGCGCCGCCGCGGGGAGGAGGAGGAGAUGGUGAGGGAGCUCCAGCGGGAGCGUGAACGCAGCGACCGCCACCGUGACUACAGAGACCGUGAUUUCAGGCGUAAGAAAGAUGAUGGUACAGAACCAGAAGUUGAUCCAGAAAGAGAUCAAAGGACUGUAUUUGCCUUCCAGCUAUCGUUGAAGGCAGAUGAAAGGGAUGUCUAUGAGUUCUUCUCAAGAGCAGGGAAGGUUCGUGAUGUCCGCCUUAUCAUGGACCGAAACUCGCGGCGUUCCAAAGGAGUUGGGUACAUUGAGUUCUAUGAUGUCAUGUCUGUUCCAAUGGCAAUUGCUCUAACCGGUCAGCCGCUUCUAGGGCAAGCAGUAAUGGUUAAGCCAUCAGAGGCAGAAAAGAACUUAGCUCAGUCAAAUGCGACAUCUGGUGGAGCAGCUUCAGGUGGAGCAAGAAAGCUGUAUGUUGGCAACCUUCAUUCCAAUAUCACCGAGGACCAAUUGAGACAGGCUCACCCUACUUUACAGAAGCUGGACAGGAUUCUUAUGUCCUGUGAUUGGGUCUUUGAACCAUUUGGGCAAGUUGAGCUUGUCCAGUUGCCUGUAGAUCCACUCACUGGGCUAUGCAAAGGUUUUGGUUUCAUUCAGUUUGCACGGCUUGAAGAUGCAAAAGCUGCUCAGAGUUUAAAUGGCCAACUUGAUAUUGCUGGGAGAGUAAUAAAGGUCUCAGCUGUUACUGAUCAGGGUGGUGUGCAACUUGGCACAACUACUGGAGAUUUAGAUGAUGAUGAAGGUGGAGGCUUGGCAUUAAAUGCAAGCUCUAGAGCCCUUCUGAUGCGGAAAUUGGACCGCAGUGGCACUGCAACCAGCUUAACUGGUGGCAUUGGUGCUCCUGGAUUGAACACUUCUGUUGGAUUGCCUGCUGCUGCAUCAGUGCUUGGUGCUCCUCUUACAGCUGCUUCUCUUCUUGUACAGCCUGUUGGAGCAAUUCCAGGGGCACCUCUUCCUAUCAUCUCUCAGUCUGCUGAUAUUGGUACACCUACUGAAUUCCUAUUGCUGAAGAACAUGUUCGACCCAGCAGUGGAGACGGAUCCUGAUUUUGAUUUGGAUAUUAGAGAUGAUGUGCAAGACGAAUGUUCGAAGUUUGGUGUAGUGAAGCAUAUUUUUGUUGACAAGCAUACCGCGGGCUUUGUGUACCUGCAUUUUGAUAGCGCAACAGCAGCAGCAAGUGCGCAACGAUCACUUCACGGCCGAUGGUUUGCUGGAAAGAUGAUUACGGCAACCUUUAUGACAGCACAGCAGUAUGAAAUGAAGUUCCCAGACCGCGCAGCUAUGGAAUGAAAUUCACAAAGCAGACGAGUUAUAUCUGGUGAUGGACCUAGGGCUGUUAAACGGUUCCAAUUGAAGUUGUGAAGUCUUGAGUGUAGUAACCCUGUUAGUUAUUGUUUCUUGUAACAUUAUGAAGAUUAGAGGCCUGUUUGGGCAGUUGCAUCUUUUGUGAUAAUUGGAGAUUUCUUCA